AUGACGCACAGGCAGCUGGGUGUCAACGGCAUCAAGGUGCAUACGGUGACAACAGGUAGUGCUGACAAGCCGCUCAUGCUGCUGCUGCACGGCUCUCCUGAGCUGUGGGGAAUGAGGGAGCAUCAGCUGAGCCAUUUCAGAGAGGACAACAACGUGGCCGCUAUCGACAUGAGGGGCUACGGAGAAAGCUCUCGCCCCGGAGAUCCCAGAGACUACUAUAUCGAUCGCCUUGUCCAAGAUGUGGUGGAUGUGGUGCAUGAACUCGGCUACAAGACGUGCGUCCUCGUCGGCCACGACUGGGUCUCCAAGCCUGGAGAGUUCCGCCACUGCCAACCGCGCACAGAUGCGACAACCCUGCAGGGUCCCUGA
Molecule: messenger RNA, 369 nt
Organism: Coccomyxa subellipsoidea C-169
Lineage: Eukaryota; Viridiplantae; Chlorophyta; Trebouxiophyceae; Coccomyxaceae
Product: alpha/beta-hydrolase
Exons: 4
Coding region: 1-369 (122 amino acids)
Molecular function (GO): hydrolase activity
Source: RefSeq, a predicted model, not a curated record